Messenger RNA from Pseudophryne corroboree (corroboree frog), 8656 nucleotides. It is a transcript of the gene TNC, whose product is annotated as tenascin C. The transcript is spliced from 24 exons. Gene Ontology annotation, molecular function: protein binding. Gene Ontology annotation, biological process: regulation of cell adhesion; neuron projection development. NCBI's taxonomy places the organism in Eukaryota, Metazoa, Chordata, Amphibia, Anura, Myobatrachidae. Bases 340 to 5937 code for a protein of 1865 amino acids. The record is from RefSeq and is a predicted model, not a curated record.
GCAUCCCAUUACAAAGAAAUGAGCGACGCACUAGGACUGGCAGCCUAACUAUAUAAAGCUUGAGCUGACUGCAUGUGCUCAGCACUCACAGUCUUCUUACCAAGCAUCCUUCUAAUUCAAGCACCUCACUCCUGUAUGAAACUUUUUCCAGAGGACAGUCCAGUAGGAGAUAAACUGUCUUUCAUUCCCUACAUCCAUCCAAUGGAUGCUCUUCAUGUUUGGAUGUGAUAUACUGCAGUGUUCAAGAAUAACGUGGGAGAAGAAAACAUACAAAGAAAUUUAGAAUUGACACUUCAAAGAAAUAACGCAGAAAAAUAAAUAUCACAUAAGGACGCAGCCAUGGGGUAUCCCAUACAGGUGCUCAGCCUACUCAUUUUAAUGCUAAGUUCUCAGGUGAACUGUGGGCUAAUAAGGAAAGUUAUUCGACACAAAAGAGACACUGGUUUGAACAUCACCUUGCCUGAAGACAACCAGUCAGUAGUGUUUAACCAUGUGUACAAUAUUAAAGUUCCAAUGGGUUCUCUAUGCUCUGUUGACCUUGACCCUGAAGGUACAGCUGAAAACGAGGUAAAGCCACAGACAGAGCUUGGCAAAAAUUACCAGGAGACCACAUUGAAUGGUGAAAACCAGAUUGUUUUUACACAUCGUAUCAACAUUCCAAGAAGGGCAUGUGGAUGUGCAGCAGCUCCAGAUAUUAAAGACCUUCUGAGCAGAUUAGAGGACCUGGAAAGCUUAGUGUCAUCCCUUCGAGAGCAAUGUACUACAGGGGCUGGGUGCUGCUCUACACAGCCUGCUGAAGGUGUAGUGGAAACCAAGCCUUACUGCAAUGGGCAUGGGAACUACAGUACUGAAACUUGUGGCUGUGUUUGUGAGCCUGGAUGGAAAGGACCCAACUGCACAGAAGCAGAAUGUCCAGGAAACUGCCAUAACAGAGGAACAUGUGUGGAUGGAAAAUGUGUCUGCAAUCCAGGAUACACAGGCGAAGACUGUAGUGAAUUGUCUUGCCUGAAUGACUGCAAUGACCAGGGCAAAUGUGUCAAUGGCAUAUGUGUUUGCUUUGAUGGCUUUGGUGGAGAAGACUGUAAUGAAGAGAUUUGCCCAGUGCCUUGCAGUGAGCAUGGGAAGUGUGUGAAUGGGCGUUGUGUGUGUGAUGACAAUUUUGUUGGGGUCGACUGCAGUGAACCAAUGUGUCCAAAUAAUUGCAACAAUCGUGGACGUUGUGUUGAUAAUGAGUGUGUCUGCGAUGAACCUUACACAGGAGAGGACUGCAGUGAGCUGAUUUGCCCUAAUGACUGCUUUGACCGUGGACGCUGUGUGAAUGGUGUGUGCUUCUGUGAAGAAGGGUUCACUGGAGAGGACUGUGGUGAACUUGCCUGUCCAAACAACUGCAAUAACAAUGGUAUAUGUGUGAAUGGAUUGUGUGUGUGCAAUAUAGGCUUUACAGGGGAUGACUGUAGCGAACUGAGUUGCCCAGACAACUGCAACAACCAGGGGCGUUGUGUUAAUGGUGUCUGUAUUUGUAAAGAGGAAUACAAAGGAGUGGACUGUGGGGAGCUAAGAUGCCCAAAUGACUGCAACAACAGAGGCCGGUGUGUUAAUGGGCAAUGCGUGUGUGACUUGGAGUACACUGGAAAUGACUGUGGCGAACUGAGAUGUCCUAAUGACUGCAGCAUCAAAGGAAAGUGUGUCAAUGGGCAGUGUGUAUGCGAAGAAGGCUUUAUGGGCUUGGACUGCAGUGAGUUGAGAUGUCCCAACGACUGUAAAGACAGGGGGCGGUGUGUUAAUGGGCAGUGUGUGUGUGAUGAGGGAUUUAUGGGUUUGGACUGCAGUGAGCUGAGAUGUCUUAACGACUGUAAAGAUAGGGGGCGGUGUGUUAAUGGGCAGUGUGUGUGUGAUGAGGGAUUUAUGGGUGUGGACUGCAGUGAGUUGAGAUGUCCCAAUGACUGUAACAACAAGGGGCGCUGUGUUAAUGGGCAGUGUGUGUGUGAUGAGGGACUUAUGGGAGAAGACUGCUCAGAACUGAGAUGCCCAGAUGAUUGCAACCACAGAGGUCGCUGUGUUAACGGGAAAUGUAUAUGUGACAAUUUAUUUAUGGGCGAUAACUGUGGUGAAUUACGCUGCCCCGAUGACUGUAACAACAGAGGGCUCUGUAUCGAUGGACAGUGUGUUUGCAAUGAAGGAUACACAGGAGACAAUUGUGGUGAACGCACCUGCUUUCAAAACUGCAAUAACCAAGGCCGUUGUGUAGAUGGACAAUGCAUUUGUAAUGAAGGCUUUAUAGGAGAUUUCUGUCUGGAAGUAUCACCACCAGAAGACUUAGUGGUGACAGAUGUAACCACAAAAACCAUGAACCUUGAAUGGGCCAACAAACUCAAAGUCAAUGAAUAUCUUAUUACAUACGUUCCAACCAGUGUUGGAGGCCUGGAGUUUGACUUUAGAGUGCCUGGGGACCAAACAACAGCCACUAUUAGAGAACUUGAGCCUGGAGUUGAGUACUUUGUCCGUGUAUAUGCCAUCCUUAAAGACCAGAAGAGUAUCCCUGUUAGUGCCAGAGUUGCAACACACCUGCCCACCACAGAUGAUCUGAGGUUUAAAUCUGUGAAGGAAACAUUUGUUGAAGUGGAGUGGGAACCACUCGAUAUUUCCUUUGAUACUUGGAAGCUUAUCUUCCAGAACACGAAAAAAUUAAAUGGAGAGAUAAGCACUAGCUUGGAAAAAUCUGAAACAUCUUAUGUGCAGCAUGGACUGGCACCAGGAGAGACCUAUGAAGUGUCCAUACAUGUUGUGAAAAACAAUACACAAGGACCAGCUUUAACCAAGAUCACCACUACAAGAUUAGAUGCCCCAAGUGAAGUUGAUGUGAAAGAUGUUACAGACACUUCUGCUUUAAUAACAUGGGUUAAGCCUAUGGCUGAAAUCGAUGGUGUUUCUCUAACCUACGGAACGGGAAAUGAACCCAGGACUACAGUAGAACUUUCUGAAGAUGAAAACCAAUAUUCCAUGAGCAACCUACGACCGGACACAGAGUAUGAAGUGAUCUUAAUAUCUCGACGUGGAGAAAUGACAAGUAAUCCAGUAUCAGAGACCUUUACAACAGAUCUAGAUACCCCCAAGAACCUGAGGAAAGUGUCCCAUACUGACAACAGCAUCACUCUUGACUGGAAAAACACCCUGGCCAACAUUGACUAUUACAGGAUUAAGUUUGCACCACUCUCAGGAGGAGACCAUGAAGAAAUAACAGUACCCAGGAGUAACCAGGCUACCACCAAGGUUACUCUGACAGGUUUGAGACCAGGAACAGAAUAUGGCAUAGGACUGACAGCAGUGAAACAGGACAAAGAGAGUUCUCCUGCUACUAUCAAUGCUGCAACAGACUUCGAUUCACCCAAGGAUUUGGAGAUCACUAGUGCCACUGAAACUACUUUAAACCUGAAGUGGAUAAUACCUGUAGCUAAAUUUGAUAAUUACCAACUCACCUACAUUACUAGUGGUGGCAUUGAGAAUGAAGUCCGAGUCCCAGGAAAUGCUGAGUCCUAUGUAUUAACUGGGCUUGAAUCUGGUAAAGAAUAUAGCAUUUCCCUUGUUGCAGAGAAAGGCAGACACAAGAGCAAACCAGCAUCUGUGACUGGACGAACCGAGGUGCCACGUGAGCUGGGUGACUUACAGGUGUCCCAAGUGAGCUGGGACUCCUUUAGACUCACAUGGAUAGCUCCAGACAGCAACUAUGAGAAAUUUGUGAUUAAGGUUCAGGAUGCUGAAGAAGAAGAAGAACCACAAAGCAUUGUGGUUCCUGGAAAACUCCGGUCUUUGGAAGUGAUGGAUUUGAUCCCGGCCACAAAAUAUCAAAUCACGCUACAUGGUGUGAUUCACGGAUCUACCACUAAGCCUCUCUCUGGUGAAGUUGUCACAGAAAACAAGCCAGAAGUAGACAACAUAUCCAUCACCAACAUUACACCCGAAAGCUUUGAUCUCUUCUGGACAACUUCACAGGAUUCUUUUGAUGGAUUUAUUGUAGAAAUCAAUGAUAAUGACAGGUUAUUGGAGCCAGUAAAAUUUAAUGUCUCUGGCAAUCUCAGGAAUACUCUUAUCUCAGGGUUAUUACCAAGCACUGAUUAUACCAUCUACCUCUAUGGCAUUAUCCAAGGUCAACGUACACCCUCUAUUAGUACUUCAGCCACUACAGAAGCAAAACCUGAAGUUGGAGACCUUAUAGUUUCCAAAGUAACCCCGGACAGUUUCCAUCUGUCAUGGACAGCUGACGACAGUGGUUUUGACAACUUUAACAUUAAAAUACAGGAUGCCAAACGACAGUAUAAACCAAUUACACUAACAGUGCCAGGCAGUGAACGCACAACAGUUGUGACGGGACUAAGAGAUGGCAGUGAAUAUGAGAUUGAGCUGCAUGGCGUUGCUAGUGGUCAACGCUCUCCGCCAAUAAAAGGAGAGGCAACAACAGCAUUGGGGUCUCCAGAAGGACUAUCUUUCUCUGAUAUCACUGAGACUUCUGCAAAAGUCAUCUGGCUAGCACCAAGGAUCCGCGUUAACAAAUUCCUGAUUACAUAUGUUCCUGCAACUGGAGGUGCCAGCAACACUGUGGAAGUGGAUGGAUCUAGAACUCAAACUACCCUAGUCAACUUGCUGCCAGGCGUAGAGUAUAUUGUGAGCAUAACAUCUGUGAAAGGAAGUGAAGAAAGUAAACCAGCUUCUGGUACUCUGACCACAGCACUAGACAGCCCAUCGGGACUCAGAGCCAUUAAUGUCACCGAUUCCGAGGCUCUAGCACUGUGGAAACCAUCCUUGGCGUCUGUGGACAGUUACGUUAUAUCCUAUUCUGCACAGAAUGCUCCUGCUGUAGAUGUAACAGUCUCAGGUAACACAGCAGAAAAUGAUAUCAUUGGACUUCAGCCGGCUACUGAAUACACUUUGAAAAUUUAUGCUGUUAGAGGACAACUUCGCAGCCGUGAAAUAUCCACAAAAUUCACCACAGCCUUGGAUGGUCCUAAAGAUUUGUCUGCCAGUGAAAUCCAAUCAGAAUCUGCUCUUAUAACCUGGAGACCACCAAGGUCCCUCAUCACAGGGUUCUUGCUAAUCUAUGAGGCGGUUGAUGGAACUGUCAAGGAGGUAGCUUUAUUACCUGAUACCACCUCUUACAGAUUGCUAGACCUCAGCCCCUCUUCCCAGUACACUGUAAGGCUGCAGGCGAUAGAUGGAAACACCAAGAGCAAAUUCAUCCAAACUACAUUUACUACAACUGGACUCCUUUAUCCAUUCCCAAAAGAUUGUUCCCAAGCUCUCCUGAAUGGAGAAACAGAGUCAGGAAUAUACACAAUUUAUGCAAAAGGAGAUAAGACUCGUCCUACGGAAGUAUACUGUGACAUGACUGAGGAUGGAGGUGGAUGGAUUGUGUUCCUGAGAAGAAUAGAUGGGUCUGAAGAUUUUAACAGAAAUUGGAGGACUUACAGCAAUGGAUUUGGAGAUCCCAAUAAAGAAUUUUUCUUGGGUCUGGAUAACUUGAACAAAAUUACUUCCCAGGGACAAUAUGAGUUGCGUGUGGACCUCAGAGAUGGUGAUGAAACUGCCUUUGCUGUUUAUGAUACAUUUAGUGUUGGAGAUUCCAAAAGUCGAUUCAAGCUACGGGUUGGGGGCUACAGUGGAACAGCAGGAGACUCAAUGACCUAUCAUGAUGGACGUCCGUUUUCCACCUACGACAAGGACAAUGAUUCUGCAAUUACCAACUGUGCUCUCUCUUAUAAAGGAGCUUUCUGGUAUAAGAAUUGUCACAGAGUAAAUCUCAUGGGCAGAUAUAAUGACAACAGCCACAGUCAGGGAAUCAACUGGUUCCACUGGAAGGGUCAUGAAUACUCCAUUCAGUUUGCAGAAAUGAAGUUACGACCAGUCAGCUUCCGAAAUCUUGAACACAGACGGAAGAGAGCAUAAACAUUUGUACAUUGCCAUACAGUAAAAAGAAGUGCAAGCAAAGGGGAGAGACUUUCUGUAGUAGCAAUUUACAACAGCCAGUCUAAACCCCCACCACACAACUCAACCCCAAAAAAGAAGUGUCUUACGGAAAUACCGCAGUGUCUUAAGUAUGUUCUUGCUUGAAGGUGUUUUGUGGUCCAAACAACACCAAAGACUUUCUGAUGCAGCUACAGUAACUUUGCAUACGUCAUCCUCCUCAUCUGAGGCAGGCAAAGAGAGGGUUUGAACAUUGACAGGAGCAAUGAGAAAUAAAGAUGAAGUGUACAGUGGUAGUUUUAGAUAUUGUCAUAUUUUAAACAAAGCUAUUGUUUUAAUAUUUUGUCAUAAGUAAGAUUGUUUUAUUUGGUGGGUUGGGUGGCUUUUAUAUAAAAAAUAAAUUACAUUAUAUAAGGUAUCAAAAACUUUUUCUUUUUACAUGACCUGUGUUAGAAAUGUUAUUUUAUUUGUUGCAUCAUCUGAAAUCAUGAGAUUAAACAAAAUUUAGGAGAGAGCUACAACAGUACGAAAGUCUGAAAUAAAUGUGAUGUGAAUCCCAAGUAAGGAGAUUGACCCACAACUGAGGGGUGGUUUUGGCACUGUGCUGGAUUACCUGUUUUGCCUGAUUAUCAGUGGCAUUGGUGGUGGUGGUAUCGGCAGUAUCCUGACUGCCCCCCACAGCCUAAUUCUACCAUGCAGCCGUCCCACGGCCUAGCAACCCACAACAGCACCUAAUGCUCCAGCAUCCCGACUCCCCAACACAGCCCAACUUGGGGAGUGCACAGCCUAACUAAACCCUCCUGCAGCCUAAGCCAUCCUGCAGCCUAUCAAACCCUCCCACAGCAUAACUCCCACUGCAGCACCUAAAGCUCUUGCUUGCCAACUUGCCACGCAGCCCGACCCCCUCACCCCGCAUCCUAACUAAGCCCUACCACAGGCUAACUAAACCAUCCCACAGCCUAACUAAGCCAUCCCGCAGCCUAACUAAGCUCUCCCGCAGCCUAACUUCCCCCAGCAUCUGAUGUGUUCAGAUAAAAAGAUGUGCCGGACCAUCGGGUACCAUAUAAUCUGUGUAGUACCAGUACUGCUUGUGAUAGUGAUUUGUUGUGUCACUUAUCAUUGAGAUAUAUAACAUUGGUUGUGAGAUAUUGGUUGAAGGACAUAUGAUUGGUUGAGAGCUGCUUUACCGAAAGAAGGUCAAAUAAUUAAGAAUGUAUGAAAGUGUGUUUUAAUGUAAUUUCUUCUACAUUGGCUCGGGUUAUACAUUAAUCAUGAUCUCUACAAGCAGAACAAAAAAAUAUAGAUAUGAUGGAAAAGCCAUCAAAAGAAAUGUACUGUCAUUUGCAUUAAUACAUAUAAUUUAGCCUGACAAUUUUUUCUUUCUCUAGAUGAAAUGUCAUUAGUUGAUGAGUUAAAGGUCCACAUGUGUAGAACAGCUAUCAACGUAAUCAGUCAUGUUAUUUAAUUAACUCAUUUUUUGGGUAAUAAAAAGGUAAUUAAAAGUAUAAAAUCCUUCCAAACUCUUAGAGCAACAUUAAUUGCUUGGGAUAUAUAUUCUGCAACAAUUUCUUGGCUGAAUACUUUAAUUAGUUGCUCGUUGACAGUAUGUACAAAAUACAUUUACAGUAUAACUAAGGGGCACUGAAUGCUGCAUAUUAGUACUUACUGUAGCUCAUUCUCGCCUUUGUAAAACAUAUAUAAAGAUAUUACUUCUUAUUUUACAUAUAAGAGAUCCAUAUGGUUGACUUGUGUGUAUAUAUAUAUAUAUAUAUACUGUUUAUAUAUAUAUAUAUAUAUAUAUAUAUAUAUAUACAGUAUACAGGCAGAGGUGUGGCACUUGGCUCAGAAUAAAGGAUGAAACCAAUGACAACCACGUCUACUGUCGUUGGUUUCAUCCUUUAUUCUGGGCCCUGAGUGCAGCACCUCUGCCUGUAUACAUUUACUUUAUACUGUGAGGGCACCGGGUCAUGGUAACAUCAACACUGGAGUGCCGGACACACUGCAAUAUAUAUAUAUAUAUAUAUAUAUAUAUAUACAUACACACACUUUAGGGGGUAUCCAAUUACAGAUGAAGAUACAUUUCGUGAUUUUUCCCGAUGUGUUACCUAUAUUUUUUUGUGUGCACCCAAUUUGGUCACCUGUAAAAAAAAUACAUUGACGUCCGAAAACACACAGGUUCAGUGAAACCAGUCUGUUUUCAGUAGAAACAGCCCUGUUUUCGGGUGAUAACGGGUCUGUUUCCAGGGAUUUGGUUUCACUUGUCUGAGGAGGGAAACAAAAUCUCAGAUAAACCGCAGCUCACACCAGCUUAUUGGGGCUAAUUGGACAGCCCUCAGUGAGACAAUUAGCAGUGUUAAUUAACUACAGCUAAUUGGAUACCCACUUUACCAGCCUGUCUAAAUGACAGAACAACAUAACAGUAAUGUCAGAGCCGGCAGCUGUGCGUGCCCAAACAGAGCAACACUUGAAUUGCUCCGUCUGGCACAUCUAGUGGCCGCCGGCACGCAUAGCCCUUAAACCCUUCCUCCAUAGAGGUGAGGAGCAGUGGUAGCCAUUUAUUAUAUAGUAUUUCUUAAACAUAUUGUUUUUGAUACAUGCUGGUUAGUGAAUAAUCUUGAGCCAUAAAUUCAAGAGUUUCCUAUAACUAAGCUCUUUAAUUUCAUGCUGAUAAUAAUUGAGUGUUAUUUGCCUUUUUUUUUUU